AUGGACAUAGAGCUAUCUAUAGGAGAGGAGGAUGUUGGUUGGAGGAGUCGACGGGAGAGAAUAAAUAAUGCAUUGGCGGCUACGCAAACCGUGGUGCAACAAUAUCCAGCGAAAGUGUACGCACUUGCUCGCAAACUGGGGGAUGUCAUCAAUGGCGCCGACGUUGAAGAGUUCAUUUCCACGAUCGAAAGGCUUGCCUAUCAAGCCCAUCCGUCUGUCAUUCUCAAUUUCCAGGGGCUAUCGAGGGGUUCAUUGCUCCACAUUGCAGCAGGAGUUGGCAAGGUCGACAUCCUAAGGCUCCUAGUUGAUUUUGUCCCUGACCACCUCAUAGCCAGCCAAGACGAUUGGGGAAAUACCCCCCUGCACAUUUCUGCUAGGGCCGGGGAAUCUAGAGCGGCCACAAUGUUGAUUCGCCGGGCAAGAGACCUCCCUGACCUAAUCCUGAGGAUGAAGAACAAACAUGGAAACACCGCUUUGCAUGAGGCCGUGCUUAAUCGUCAUGUCAACAUGGUGCAACUUUUGGUGAGAGAAGAUUUGGAGCCCGUGUAUUGGGAGAACUUGGAUAAAAAAUCUCCACUGUACCUGGCCCUUGACACCGGCGACUCCACAAUACUUGAGUUUCUACUUUCUCUCUCGCUUGAAACAUCAAGGAUACAAGGCUUGCCGCCUGUUCAUGGUGCUGUUCUGCGUUCUGACUAUGAAUUAGUCGCCAAGCUAUUCAAAAGGAACAUGAAGCUAUUUGCAAUGAUCGACUCCGGAGGCGGUAAUGUAUUCCACAUAGCAGCUCUCUUGAGCAAGGCUAGAGUAUUCGAACACUUACAGCCAGAAACAGAAUAUUUGGUUCAAGAACGGGAUGUGAAUGGGGAUCUUCCCAUUCAUAUUGCGAGCAAGAUGGGAAAUGUUGAACUGAUCAAGAAGCUGCAACCGGUAUCACAGUUGCUAAACGGGCAAGGACAAGCAAUUCUUCAUAUUGCAGCCAAAUAUGGGAGAACUUCGGCAGUGAGAUAUAUACUCAGCGAUCCAGAAUUGGGGAUGCUGAUAAAUGAAAGAGAUAAUGCUGGAAAUACACCAUUGCACAUGGCCGCAAUGUAUUCACAACCCGGUGCCUUGGUUUCUCUUGUGCAGGAUGAAAGAAUUCAGCUCUUACUUCUCAACCACAAACGCUUGACUGCUUUUGACAUUGCUCUAGACGGCAUCAAAGAUAAGUAUGUGUUUCGAAAGUCGAUGGGAUUGUUGAAGCACUGA
This is a messenger RNA of Eucalyptus grandis, 1245 nucleotides long. Its product is annotated as protein ACCELERATED CELL DEATH 6-like. Gene Ontology annotation, molecular function: protein binding. The record is from RefSeq and is a predicted model, not a curated record. The coding region runs from base 1 to 1245 and encodes 414 amino acids. NCBI's taxonomy places the organism in Eukaryota, Viridiplantae, Streptophyta, Magnoliopsida, Myrtales, Myrtaceae. The transcript has 3 exons.